GUAGCUUCCUCAAAGCAGGUUUAGGUUCUGGGCCAGUUGUAACCAUUUAGUUAGAAUGAGUUGGAGAUAAUUAUCCAACAUUUUAUAGGGGUUUCACCCAGGAAAGAGGGUGGGAGACAGAGUGAGUGUGUGCCGGCGAUUUACAAUUUGCAGGGAGCAAGAGAGGAAAAUAUUCCACAGAAACUGGAAUUGCCUGUUUAUGAUUUCUCUGCUUUACUGACAGUGAACAGGUUUUACAUCUCCUGCCACAGGGAUUAGAAGAGCAGGGUUUAGAUCAGGAAACCCAAACGAAAGAUCAGUUCAAGAUCUGACAAAGUCACUGCAUUUAUCAGGAGCUGAACAUCACUGCCCUCUGACUGUGCAAGGAGAAAUGUUUGCUUUGUCUCAGCGGGAAAGAUUGCAAACAUCAGUGUGACUAGAAAAUCACCAAGACACACAAACAUCUGAAUGAGAGUGUUCCAGUGAACUGACUGUGGAAAGAGCUUUAAUCAGUUGCAAAGACUGAAGAAACAGUGCACCGUUUAGAGCAGGAACAAAUCCUUCAAACGAGAGUGACACAAAGACACUGGCACCAUGGAGAAACCAUGUAAAUGUGUGGAGUGCGGUAGGGGAUUCAGAUUUCCAUCCAGGCUGGAUGUUCAUCGGCGCAAACACACAGGAGAGAAACCAUUUACUUGCUGCAAGUGUGAGAAGGGAUUUGCUCGUUUAUCCAGCUUAAAGAUACACCAGAGACGUCACGCUGGGGAGAAGUCAUUCAUCUGCAUAACAUGUGGUAAGUGGUUUGCUAAUUCAUCUGACUUACAUGUACACCAGAACGUUCAGACUGGGGAGAAACCAUUCACCUGCUCCGAGAGUGGGAAGGGAUUUGCUCAGUUUUCCAAAUUAUGUGAGCACCAGAGAACUCACACUGGAGAGAAACUGUUCACCUGCUCUGACUGCGGGAAGGGAUUCACUAAGUCAUCCACUUUACUUCGGCAUCAGAUAACUCACACUGGAGAGAAACCGUUCACCUGCCCUGAAUGUGGGAAGGGAUUCACUCAGUUAACACACUUGCAUCAACACCAGAGAGCUCACACUGGAGAAAAACCAUUCACCUGUCCUGAAUGCGGGAAGAAAUUCACUCAGUUAGUCAACCUACAGUCACACCAGGGAACGCACACUGGGGAAAAACCGUUUCCCUGUCCUGAGUGUGGGAAGAGAUUCACUCGGUUAUCCAACUUACAUCAACACCUGGGAACUCACACUGGAGAAAAACCAUUCACCUGCUCUGAGUGCGGGAAGGGAUUUGCUCAGUCUUCCAAGUUACGUGAGCACCAGAGAACUCACACUGGAGAGAAACCGUUCAGCUGCUCUGUCUGUGGGAAGGGAUUCGCUCGGUUAUCGCACGUGCAUCAACACCAGAGAACUCACACUGGAGAAAAACCAUUCAGCUGUACUGAAUGCGGGAAGAGAUUCACUCAGUUAACGAACUUACAGUCACACCAGAGAACUCACACCGGAGAGAAACCUUUCACCUGCCCUGAGUGCGGGAGGGGAUUCGCUCAGUUCUCCAACUUGCAUCAACACCAGACAACUCACACCGGAGAAAAACCAUUUCCCUGCCCUGAGUGCGGGAAGAGAUUCACUCGUUUAUCCAACUUACAACAACACCACCGAACUCACAGUAGGGAAAAACCAUUCACCUGCUCCGACUGCGGGAAGGGAUUCACUAAGUCAUCCACUUUACUUAGGCACCAGAGAACUCACACUGGAGAGAAACCAUUCACUUGCCGUGAGUGUGGGAAGGUAUUCGCUCAGUUAACAAACUUACAGUCACAUCAGAGAACUCACAGUGGAAACAAACAGUUCCCGUGUUCUGAGUGUGGGAAAAAAUUCACUCGAUUUCCAUCCAGGCUGGACGUUCAUCGGCGCAAACACACUGGGGAGAAACCAUUUACCUGCUCCACAUGUGGAAAGGGAUUUGCUCGUUUAUGCAGCUUACAGAUACAUCAGAGAACUCACACUGGGGAGAAAUCAUUCACCUGCGCCAAGUGUGGUAAGGGGUUUGCUCAUUUAUCCAGUUUACAUGUACACCAGCGAAUUCACACCGGGGAGAAACCGUUCAUCUGUACCAAGUGUGGUAAGGAGUUUGCUCAUUCAUCAACUUUACAUGUACACCAGAGAAUUCACACUGGGGAGAAACCAUUCACCUGCUCCGACUGUGGGAAGGCAUUUGCUCAGUCUUCCAAGUUAUAUCGACAUCGGAGAACUCACACUGGCGAGAAACCAUUCAUCUGCUCGGACUGUGGGAAGGGAUUCGCUCGGUUAUCCACCUUACAGGUACACCAGGGAACACACACUGAAGAAAAAAUGUUCACAUGCUCGAAGUGUGAGAAGAGAUUUGCUCAUUUAUCCAGCUUACAGGUACACCAGAGACAUCAUGCCAGGGAGAAAUCAUUCAUCUGCACCACAUGUGGUAAGGGAUUCGCUAAUGUAUCUGGAUUACAUGUGCACCAGAAGGUUCACACUGGGGAGAAACCAUUCACCUGCUCUGAGUGUGGGAAGGCAUUUGCUCAGUCAUCCAAGUUACAGCAACACCAGCGAACUCACACCGGAGAAAAACCGUUUACUUGUCCUGAGUGCGGGAAGAGAUUCACUCAGUUAUCCAAUUUACAUUCACACAAGGAAACUCACACCGGGGAGAGACCAUUCACCUGCUCUGACUGCGGGAAGGGAUUCGCAGAGUCAGCCACUUUGCAGGUACACCAGAGAAUUCACACUGGAGAGAAACCAUUCAUCUGCUCUGAGUGCGGGAAGAGAUUCACUCAGUUGUCCAACUUAAAUCAACAUCAGAGAACUCACACUGGAGAGAAACCAUUCACUUGCCCCGAGUGCGGGAAGAGAUUCUCUCAGUUGUCCAACUUAAAUCAACACCUGAGAACUCACACUGGAGAGAAACCGUUUACUUGCCCUGAGUGCGGGAAGGGAUUCACUCAGUUGGUGAACUUACAUCAACACCGGAGAACCCACACCGGAGAAAAGCCAUUCAUCUGCCCUGAGUGCGGGAAGAGAUUCACUCAGUUAUCCAACUUACAUUCACACAUGGGAACUCACACUGGAAAAAAAACAUUCACCUGCUCUGAGUGUGGGAAGGGAUUUGCUCAGUCUUCUAAGUUAUGCGAACACUGGAGAAUUCACACCGGGGAGAAACCGUUCAUCUGCUCUGACUGUGGGCAGGGAUUCGCUCAGUCAUCCACCUUGCGUGUACACCAGCGAACGCACACUGGAGAGAAACCGUUCGCUUGCCCUAACUGCGGGAAGAGUUUCACUCAGUUAUCCAACUUACAGCAGCACCAGAGGACUUGCUGUAAACUGCGCACUGUCAGGAAGGCGAGAUCACAUCCAGAAUGAGAGAUGGCUUAACAAACUGAUGAUGUGGUGACUGCUGCAGUACCUGUGUUUCCUUCCUCCUGCCUUGUUUGACAGGAGAUCUGCCAUCACCUGCACAAUCUCACCACAGGAUACGAUCUAGAGGAUGGAGUCAGAUGGAGGAUAAGUAAGCGCACAUGAUCCCCAUAAAAUCUCUCAAUACUGAAUGUUGGUCCAGGAUGGUUGCAAUGGAUGGAUGAGCAAUGGGUGGAUGAGUGGUCGAAGGCAUAUUCAGCGGACAUAGAGGUAGGGUCUGGUUGGUGCUACUGGUGGGAAGUGUUCAUUCUGAAGAAGUCCCACCCGAAAUAGUGACCAUUCAUCUUCUCACUUUCUCAUGUGAACAGGUUUGACAUCUCCUGCCACAGGGAUUAGAAGAGCAGGAUCUCGAUCAGGAAACCCAAACGAAACAUCAGGUCAAGACCUAACAGAGUCACUGCAUUCAACAGGAGCUGAACAUCACUGCCCUCCUAAUGUGCAAGGAGAAAUGUUUGUUUUUUCUGAGGAGAAAGAUUUCAAACAUCAGUGUGAUUGGAAAAUCACUGAGACACAGGCACACCCGAAUGAGUGUGUUCCAACGAACUAACCACGGAAAGCACUUUCACCAGUUACACAGACUCAAAAAACAUUGCACCAUUUACAGCAGGGUGUAAAACCACGUAUGUGUUUUGUUUCCAGACAAGGAUUCAACCAAUCCUUCAAUCCGGAGAGAUGUAGACACUGGCACCCUGGUAAAAUCAUGGAAACGUGUGGACCGAGGAAAGGGAUUCAGAUUUCCAUCCUGGCUAGAAAUUCAUCAACGCUGACACACUGAAGAGAGUCCACUAACCUGCUCCAAUUGUGAGAAGGGAUUUGCUCAUUUUUCCAGCUUAAAGGUACAUCAGAAAAUUCACCGGGGAGAAACCGUUCACCUGUCUUGAGUGUUGGGAAAGCGUUUGUGCAGUCAUGCAAGUUAAGAACAGUACAGCACAGUACGGGCCCGUCAGCCCAUGAUGUUGUGCCAACCUAUCAUCCUACUCUAAGAUCAAACUAACCUGCAUACCCUUCAUUUUACUAUCAUCUAUGUGCCUAUCCAAGAGUCAUUUAAAUGUCCCUAAUGUAUCCGACUCUACUACCACCGCUGGCAGUGCAUUUCAUGCACCCACCACUCUCUGUGUAAAGAACCUACCUCUGACAUCUCCCCUGUACCUUCCUCCAAUCAUCUUAAAAUUAUGCACCCUUGUGAUAGUCAUUUCCACCCUGGGGAAAUGUCUCUGGCUAUCCACUCUAUCUAUGCCUCCCAUCAUCUUGUACACCUCUAUCAAGUCACCUCUCGUCCUUCGCUCCAAUGAGAGAAGCCCUAGCUCCCUCAACUUUCCCUCAUAAGACCUGCCCUCCAUUUUAGGGAGCAUCCUGGUAAAUCUCCUCUGCACCUUCUCUAAAGCUUCCACAUCCUUCCUAUAAUUAAAUUUGACCAGAAACUGAACUGGUCUAGCCAAGUAAAUAUCGUAGUUACAAAUGCAAGUCAGAGGCUGGGAAUUCUGUGGUUAUUAGCUUACCUCCUGUCUCCCAAAGUCUGUCCACCCAUCUGCAAGACACAAGUUGGAGUGUGGCAGUAUACUCUCUGUUAACCUGGAUGGCAGCAGCACCAACCAUAUUCCAAAAAGUCAACUCCAUCCAGGACAAAGCAGUUGAUUGAUAUUUCAGUCUAGGUGUUUCAAUCAAGAUAUUCAUGUAUAGAAUAAGGCUUUAUUAAAAGGAUCAACAUGUUGGGUUGGGGCAGCAGGCAGGAGAGUGGUACUCAGUGAGACACUCUCAGAGCUCGCACAUACGGGUUGGACCAAAUUGCUGCCUCCUGCACUGUAAUAAUUCUGCAAAUCUGAUUUCCAACUAGCACCUCCGACAUUCACUCCACCACUGACAUGUACAGGCUGCACUAUGUACUAUUUACAAGAAAAACCGCUACAUUGACAAAGAAUUUGCCAGCACUUUGUAAAACUGUGACGUCUGCCAUCUAGAAGGACAUGGUGGCAUUUUCAUAGGAACACCAGCAAAUGCAAAUUCCCUGCAAGUGACCCAUCAUCCUGACUUGGAACUGUAUCAACUGUUUCAAUCAAAUCUUGUCUCAUUUGUGGACUGCUUCUGUGUUUGAGGAGUGGUGAAGGGGGCUGAAUAUUGUACAAUCAUCGGGGAGCAAUAUGAUGAAGGGAAGGUCAUUGCUGAGUCAGCUAUAGUUGGUUGGACCAAGGACAAAACCCCUGAGGAACUCCUGCAGUGAUUACCUCUGGCACCCAUAACAAUCUUCCUUUGUGUUAGGGAUUGCUGUAACAAGUGAAGUGUUUUCACCCCGAUUCCCACUGACCUGAUGCUGCACUCAGUCAAAUGUAGCCUUGGUGUUAAAAGGCAGUUAUUCUCAUCUCACCUGAGAAAUACAGCUCCUUUGUCCACAUUUGGCUAUCAUAAGGUCAGGAACUUGGUGGGAACUGAACUGAAAGCCCAGUGAGUAGGUUAUUGCUAAGUGUUUCACAGGACUGUCAAUGUCACUUUCUAUCAGUUUGCUGAUGAUCAGGAUUAGACCAAUGAGGCAGUAAUUGCCUGAGUGAGAUUUGUGCUGCUUUUUGUCAAGACAGGAAAUAGCUGUUGGGAAGUGACAGUACAGUGGUAUUGUUACUGCAUCAAUUCACACUAACUAGCGUUUAAAAAGAGUGAGUCUUAUCAUCCAGAGUCAAAGAUUCACCUAUAUGUUAAAAUAAUACUUGGACAUUCAUUCUGGCCAGAAAAUGAAACUUCAAAGAUGAUGAUUCAAUCAGAAAUUCAGCGAAAUUAGCCAUUUAGCCAGUACUCUUUCCUCCUACUAAAUACAACACAAAUAGUCCAGUGUUUCAAGAAAUAGGUAAUAAGUAAUUUUAUAUUACUGUAAUUAAUUCUAAGAGUUUUAUUUUACAUAAAGCCCAUGAGAAACUAAUUCCAAAUAAAUAUUAAGCCAUGUUAAAGAAUCUCAAUUUUCGACAUUAUCAGGCAGAUGCCUGGGUUGUAGCUGUACUGGAAGAGAUGACUAGGUGUUCAGCAAAGUCAAAGCAAGAGACUUCCAUCCCAGACUGACAAUGAUCAUUUCUACAGAACUAUUUUUGCAAGUUUUAAAAUUAAUCUUCCUCUGUAUUCCACAACCUGGCCAGAAACAGAUUAUUUUCAUCCCCCAAUUUGAAUAGCUGUGGCAUGUUUCCACACGCUUUUUGCUUGACUUUGUAAGAACAGCAGCAGAACUACAGGAGAAGUAAGGUUUAUUUCAAACUAUUUGGAUGUGGGGUGGAGUGGCGGGGGGGUGGUGGGGUGGGAGUGGAUGGGAGAGAUGAUUUGGAAAUAAAGACACACUCACAAACAUGCAAGGAGAGAUACAAAUAAUAAUAAUAAAAACAGAUCAUCCAGUUAGCAAUAGCCUAAAAGUUCUAAAACAAUGAACGGAUACCAAUUUAUCAAAAUCUUUGCAUUUAAGGUGGAGUCCAAAAGCCCAAAAUUGGAGUUAGCAGUCUGGAAUUCCUUUGAGGGGGCUCAUUGAUUGUCUAGCUGGCAGUUCAAAAGUCCAUGGAUAUUUCUUAUUUAUAAAAUUCUUUCAGAGGUGGAAGAAUUUUGCUGAAAUGUCAAUUCUAUUUUGCUGUGUUGAUAAAAGAAACUUUAUAACAAGCAGAGAACAUAAAAACAGGACCAGGCUACAAAGCGAAGUUAGGGGUUUUGAUACUGUCAGUAGAUGUUGUAUGAAGUAACAUUGACCCUGUGAUUGACAAAUGUUUCAAAAUAACUGAGCUCCAAACUUUGGGAGUUAUGUGAUCAAGACUCCUUGGUCAGCGUUGGAGUGAACAGUUAUCAAGACAGAUGCUUGUGUUGCAGAUUUUGGGGGGAAAAAAAACUGCCUAUGGCUCAUCUCAGAGAUUAUGUGAGGAAAUUAACAUCGUUUUACAGGAUAGGGGUAACUUACACUCAUUUGAAUCCUAUCUCAAUCAUAGUUUUUAGCAUAAUAUUUUAAUACUCCCGUCCCAUCAGGAAGUACAUUGAUUCUGCAGCCCACUUUGACUUCUAAAGAAGUUUCUAGGAGGCUACUGCUUUGUCCAAUCAUAUGGUUGUAGCAUUUAUCUUUAUUAGGUUGUAUUUUAAAUACAGUCACCGAAUCAUUAUAGAUGUGUGUGAAAGUUGGUUUUAAACCAAUUCAUGACAAAAUAAUGAUAGGAAAGGUAACUGUCAAUGCUGAACCCUUAAGGAACUGGACGACACGCCUUCCAUCACCUUGAAAAAAAACACCCAUUAACCACUUAUCUCUGUUUACUGCCUCUCAAUCAAUUCUGUAUCCAUGUUGUUACUGUGUUUUAUUCCAUGAUCUCUAAAUUUCCUCACAAGUCUGUUGUUUGGCACUGUAUCAAAAGCCUUUUGGAAUUCCACAUGCAGUACAAAACAGAAUGUGUCUGAUCAAUCCUCUUACUUCUCAAAAAGAAAUCUCUAGCAAGUUGGUUAAACAAAACCUUUGCCUCAUAAAUUCAUGCUAGCUCUCCCUAUUCUAACAAAAAAUUGUCUUAACCAAUUUUGUCCCAAACUAUUGUUUCUAGAGGAUUCUGAACAACCCAAACUAAACUGAGUGGCCUGCAGGUCAUCGACUUAUCUUGACCCCAAUUUUUGCUUUGAAGAAGGGCACAAUGUUUGCAAUUUUCCAGUCCUCUGACAUUUUGCAAACAAAAUUGAAAAAUUCUGACAACCAA
Rhincodon typus (whale shark) is the source of this 8129-nucleotide messenger RNA. Its product is annotated as gastrula zinc finger protein XlCGF57.1-like. Lineage: Eukaryota; Metazoa; Chordata; Chondrichthyes; Orectolobiformes; Rhincodontidae. The coding region runs from base 574 to 3390 and encodes 938 amino acids. Gene Ontology annotation, biological process: regulation of transcription by RNA polymerase II. The record is from RefSeq and is a predicted model, not a curated record. The transcript is spliced from 5 exons. Gene Ontology annotation, molecular function: RNA polymerase II cis-regulatory region sequence-specific DNA binding; DNA-binding transcription factor activity.